This is a messenger RNA of Morchella sextelata, 342 nucleotides long. RefSeq lists its product as uncharacterized. The transcript has a single exon. NCBI's taxonomy places the organism in Eukaryota, Fungi, Ascomycota, Pezizomycetes, Pezizales, Morchellaceae. The coding region runs from base 1 to 342 and encodes 113 amino acids. The record is from RefSeq and is a predicted model, not a curated record.
AUGGACUCCUCUAAUGCGACACCUGCCAUUGAUGCUCCCUUUGGCUAUACAAAGGCUGGGAAAAUCCGGAAAAGACCUGUUCCAAAUAAUGAAGGAAUUUGCCCAGUUGAAGAGUGCAAAACGAGCUUCAGGCAUAGGCCAGACCCUAAGAGUGCAGUUUGGCAGCAUCUUCUUUACUAUUUCCGAGACAAUAUCUAUCAAGGAAAUGGAGAAAUAGCAAAAGUGCAUUGUAACGGGGACUAUGGGCGUAGGAACUAUGAAGCCAAGGAAUACAACCGAGGCGAAGACGUAAACGUAGAAGGUUCGUGGACUAUGGACUAUGGGGCCAAAGGGUACACCUAA